AUGCGUGGUGCUCGUACUGCCGUCGUUCUUGGGGCUAUCGGCCCCGCCCUUGCUCUGAGCCCCUUGGACACUUUUUACCCGCCGACUCUUAAUGAUACCUCCUACAUUUCGAAUACUUCCAUUGGCACUUAUGGCGGGAUAUACAAGGCUGCUACCAAUGGUCCCACCGAGGGCACUCCCUAUGGUACCUAUGACUACUGCUCGAUGCCCCACCCUCGUACCAAUGAGUAUGAGCUUCCCGAGCUGAUCGCCAAAGGCUCCGUCAAGGGAAAGCUUAUUUACCUUGAGUACCUGCAGCGUCACCAGCGUCGCUCCCCGUACAAUAUUCUACCUGGCGGCGAGAACCAAGCUUACGAGUGCGAUAAUGUCCGCCCGUACCUUUAUGCCGGACCCAGCUCCAAUAGUGGCAUCCAGCCUAUUCCCAUGUACGCUCAAACGUACGAGGAUUCUACCAACCCCUUCACCCCUGGUGUAAAUGGAACUUGUCAGUACCCGCAGAUUACUAUUGGCGGGGUCCAAGACGGCUUCCAGCAUGGCAAAGAUCUUUGGGCUGUCUACGGUAAGAAGCUUGGCCUUAUCCCUGAUGCGCCUAACAGCCGUGUCUGGUUUCGAUCUAGCGACUCUGCUCUUACCCAGGGCUCCGCCGGUGCUGUUCUACGAGGCGUCUGGCCUAAAUACGAUGGUGCUCUUCCUUUGCACCAGAUGGUAUCCUCAGUUGACACUGUUAACGAGGGGUACUCUUGUGGUGCCAUCGACACUACACUUGCUGAACUUGAGGCAACCAGCGAAUGGAAAGCGCACUUGACCGUUACCGCUGAUCUACGCUCUAAGCUUGGCUCUAUGCUCGGCGCUACCUCCAGCUCGUGGCAGGACACCUUUGACCACUUCUCGGAUAACUUCCAGGCUCGCCUCUGCAAUGGCUAUGAUCUGCCUUGCAGCACCUCUAACUCCUCUGCCUGUGUCACUAUGGAAAUGGCCGAGGAGGUCUUCCGUGCUGGUGACUGGGAGUGGAACUACUACUGGCGCACCAACGCGUACGUUAAGAAGUACAUCCAGGUCGUUGAGGGUCUUUUCAUCUCCGAGAUCGUUACUCGUUUACAGACCGUUUUGGAUGGUAACUCCAGCUUUGAUUACUCUCAUACAUUCAUUCACGACGGUGAUAUUGGUCCUAUUUUGGGUGCUCUGGGAAUCAACGUUCUCCGCUGGCCCGCCAUGGCUUCUAAUAUUGCUUUCGAGAUUUGGGAAACUGAGGGUAAGAAGGAUCUCUACGCUCGUGUCCUGUAUAGCGGACAGCCCAUUCAGACUAUCCACGGAAGCCUCGAGUGGCUGUCUCUCUCCAGCCUCAUCGACAUCCUGACCCCCUAUGUGCCUGAAGACAUCACUAGCCUUUGCGGCUAA
This is a messenger RNA of Penicillium pulvis, 1398 nucleotides long. Its product is annotated as histidine phosphatase family protein. Bases 1 to 1398 code for a protein of 465 amino acids. Gene Ontology annotation, biological process: dephosphorylation. Gene Ontology annotation, molecular function: phosphatase activity. Lineage: Eukaryota; Fungi; Ascomycota; Eurotiomycetes; Eurotiales; Aspergillaceae. The transcript has 3 exons. The record is from RefSeq and is a predicted model, not a curated record.